Haplochromis burtoni (Burton's mouthbrooder) is the source of this 1035-nucleotide messenger RNA. RefSeq names its product myo-inositol oxygenase (gene miox). The record is from RefSeq and is a predicted model, not a curated record. Gene Ontology annotation, biological process: inositol catabolic process. Lineage: Eukaryota; Metazoa; Chordata; Actinopteri; Cichliformes; Cichlidae. Gene Ontology annotation, cellular component: cytoplasm. Gene Ontology annotation, molecular function: inositol oxygenase activity; iron ion binding.
GAUAAUUAUAAAAAAAUAAAAACAACUUAACUUUGAAAAGAAGUACUGAGUCAUUCUACAUAAGCCCAAACAUGCAAUCUGCUGAUCACUGAAAAGCUCUUCCUGGAACGGACAGACACUCUGACAUACAAAAACACACAAACAAGGCCAACGUGCAACACAGGGUACCCCAUUACAUAAAAUUUGGUUAAAGUGUGACAGGACAUUGCUGUAAACCUAGCCCCUAAUGCACGUCAAAAAGGUUACAGUUUGAACCAGGAGGAUAUAUAUGGGCAGGCGGACAGUGACCACCAGAGCAUCGACGCAUCACAACCCAUCACAACCCAACAGUAACUGUGAUUUCACCUAUCAGCCAUGAGGAUCAUCAACAUUGGUCCGGACCCGUCUCUGGCAUAUCGGCCAAAUUUGGAGACAAGUAAGGCAAAAGACAAGGAAGACUACAGAAACUUUGAGCACACUGAAUGGAACGGUUGUAACCACACCCGGAUGGGGAUGAUGGAUGCCAUCAUGUCUCUAGACCAGCUUGUGGAUGAGUCUGAUCCCGAUGUGGACUUCCCCAACUCCUUCCACGCUUUCCAGACUGCUGAAGGCAUCCGCCAAGAACACCCAGACAAAGAAUGGUUCCAGCUGGUUGGUCUGAUCCAUGAUGUCGGAAAGAUCAUGGCUCUCUGGGAUGAACCGCAGUGGGCUGUAGUGGGUGACACUUUUCCCGUUGGCUGCAAAUUUCAAAACUCCAUUGUGUUCAGAGACAACACCUUCCUGAAAAAUCCAGAUGACAAUAAUCCCAAAUACAACACUGAGUUUGGGAUCUAUGAACCAAACUGUGGCCUUGACAAUGUCCUCAUGUCCUGGGGCCACGAUGAGUAUCUCUACAGAGUUAUGAAGUUCAACAAGUGCCUCAUCCCAGAGGAGAAUCAAUCUUAUUUUGUAUAUUCUAAUCAUUAUAAUAAUGCCUAUUUUAUACAAUAAAGCAUGUACAAAUCAAAAUUUCGCUUUUAUUGUACUGUUACAUAUAUAUAAAAAGAUUUCAAAACA